AAAAACAAACAAACAAAAAAAAAAAAAAAAAAAAAAAAAAAAAAAAAAACAAAUAGAAAUAAGAAAUGCGAACUUACUUGCCUCACUUGACCUGACCCAAAUAGUGCUUCCUCAAAAGAUGAGAAGAACAAAGCAAUGAUUAUCCGCCUUCCUGGUCCCAUAAUAAAAAGACCAAGGGUUCAGUGCAAGCACUGCUUUGCCCGAGUUGCCGUUUUAAACUCAGCUUCAGCUGCCAAUGGGUCUUGGCUUCGUAGUGCUGUCGCAAACAAAAGGCAUUCCUUCAAUCCCCAGCCAGUCGUUGUGUCACGCAUUGUUCAUGUACAACGCGCUCAUUGUUCUUCAAGGUGCGUGCGUACCGAACCUUGCAACCAACAACAAACGCACGCGAGCGCGCCGUCGCUGCUGCAACCGCCCCAACCCUCUUCUUAAUAUUCUUCUACACGUGCGCCGUGCUCAAAUCACCGAGUCUCUACGGCCGCGCUGGCGCGAAUUGCGCGAUGGUUCGGGCGUGCGGCGUGCCAUGUGACUUGCUGUCGAGCCGAGCGAUAGGAACGUCGAUCAGUGCUUAAAAGCGGGGUGGAGCAGCAGGGCACUGUUGACGCCAGUGAAUGCAUGAAAACGGAUUUGGCAGCCCGGUAAGGCUGGUCGCGCUCACGACAACGCAGUGCUUUGUCCUAUGCGGUUGAGGUUGUGAGACGACCAGAAGGAGUUGGUAGUUUGCCAAAUGCAAGUGUCCCGUGUGUUCCUCUGUUGCCAUAGACCGUGCUGGAGCCCCGAUACUGCCCCAUGUUGGUGUAGCCUUUCGCAGGUUCGAGAACCGCUUACUCGUCC
Messenger RNA from Aplosporella prunicola CBS 121167, 831 nucleotides. RefSeq lists its product as uncharacterized. The record is from RefSeq and is a predicted model, not a curated record. The transcript has a single exon. The coding region runs from base 236 to 526 and encodes 96 amino acids. NCBI's taxonomy places the organism in Eukaryota, Fungi, Ascomycota, Dothideomycetes, Botryosphaeriales, Aplosporellaceae.